This is a messenger RNA of Lodderomyces pseudojiufengensis, 1251 nucleotides long. RefSeq lists its product as uncharacterized. Lineage: Eukaryota; Fungi; Ascomycota; Pichiomycetes; Serinales; Debaryomycetaceae. The record is from RefSeq and is a predicted model, not a curated record. The transcript has a single exon. The coding region runs from base 1 to 1251 and encodes 416 amino acids.
AUGUCACAUCAAUCAAUCAAAUCUGAAAUAUCUAAACAACAUAUUCCUGAUGAUUCUUCAUCAGAUAUUCAUUCUUCAAUUGAUUAUCAAGGUUUAGCACAAGAAUCAGCAGCCGUUGCUGCUGCUGCUGCAACAAGUAGACAACAACAACAACAACAAAAUAAUCAACAACUUAGAACUCCUCAAGAACAACAACAACAACAAUUACUGGAAUUACAACAAUUAAAUCAACCAAAUUUUCAAAUACAUAAUGAAACUGAACCAAAUACUCCAACAACAGAAAUAGAAUCUUCAAAUGAUGUAGAAGGAGGUGAACAAGAUUCAAAUCAUGUAGAUAAUAUUAAAAAUCCUCAUAGAAUUAAAUUAUCAUCACAAGAUGUUAAAUUAAUAUUAUAUUUAAUUGUAGAAACAAAACCUUUUAAAUAUGUUGGAGAUAGAUCAUUAAGUCAAACUAAAAAAUGGGAUAUUAUACAAAAAAAAUAUUUUAAUAUAAAAUUUAAAGAAUUACAACAUAAAAAUUUUGUUGUACCCACAGUACGUACAUUACAACGUCAAUUAGCUGCUGGUGUUAAAAAAGCUCAAUCUCAAAGAAAUAAAGAUGAUAUAAUUCAUCCAAUUCCUCCAACAUUAGAUGAAAUUGAUAAAGAUGAUUAUUAUAAUUUUAGAGAUAUAACAGUAUUAAGUCCUCAAAAUGAAUUAGAAAGUGCAUUAUAUGAUUUACAUGAAUUAAGUAAUAAAAUUAAACUGUUAAAAAUGCAAAGUAAUAGUUUAAUAAAAGUAAAUUAUCAACCAAGAUCAAAACCUCCAACAACAACUACAACAAAAAAAUCAAAUUCAUUACAAGAUAUAAAUGGUAAAGAAAUUAAUAAUGAAAAUAAAGAUUUAUCAUUACAAUUUGAAGAAAUUUCAAAUUUAAUUUUAGAUAAAUUUACAACUUUAAAAGAUAAUCAACAAAUUAAUAUAAAAAAAUCAGAAGAUAUAUUUAAUUUAUUAGAAUCAAUUUUUCAACAUUCAAAUGAUUUAAGAAAUUAUAUAAAUGAAGAAAAUGAUACUUUAUCAACAACAAUAAAUCAAUUAUUUGAAUCUCAUUUAAAUAAAAUUGAAUAUAUUAAAAAAGAAUAUAAUUUAAAACAAAUUGAAUAUACUGAAAAAUUAAUUGAUAUAUUAACAAAUGAAUCUUUUAACUCAGAAGAAGAUCGUCAAAUAUUGGCAAACAAAAUUAAUUCUUUAAAAGAUAUACUUAAUGUAUAG